Pistacia vera is the source of this 2151-nucleotide messenger RNA. RefSeq names its product phosphoinositide phospholipase C 2-like. Lineage: Eukaryota; Viridiplantae; Streptophyta; Magnoliopsida; Sapindales; Anacardiaceae. Gene Ontology annotation, biological process: lipid metabolic process; phosphatidylinositol-mediated signaling. The transcript is spliced from 9 exons. Gene Ontology annotation, molecular function: phosphatidylinositol-4,5-bisphosphate phospholipase C activity. The coding region runs from base 156 to 1928 and encodes 590 amino acids. The record is from RefSeq and is a predicted model, not a curated record.
CCCGGCCAUCCUAUGUCUGCAACAUUUCUGGAAAUAUCCUCCCAAAAUUAUCAAUCAACAUUCAAACACUAGCCGUAUUGUGUUUUGUGGAUUGUCGUUUUAUCACUCACUUGUACACACACUGUCUCCCUGGAGCUAGGGAUCUAGCUGUUCUCAUGUCCAAACAGACCUACCGAGUGUGCUUCUGUUUCCGGCGGCGGUUCCAUGAGACCGUAUCGGAAGCGCCGGACGCGAUCAAGUCUUUGUUUGACCAGUACUCGGAGAAUGGCACCAUGACCGUUGAUCAUCUCCAACGCUUCUUGAUUGAGGUCCAGCAAGAAGCUAACGCCACCAAGGAGGACGCCCAAGCUAUUUUUGAUAGCUUACGUCACCUCAAACAUUUGAAUAUUUUUCAUCGAAAGGGCUUCAAUCUUGAAGCUUUCUUUAAGUACCUCUUCGGUGAUGUUAAUCCUCCGCUCUCUCCUUCAAUUGGGGUGCACCAUGAUAUGACUGCCCCUUUGUCUCAUUACUUCAUAUAUACUGGCCACAAUUCAUAUUUAACCGGGAAUCAGCUUAAUAGUGACUGCAGUAAUGUCCCCAUCAUACAAGCCCUGCAAAGAGGUGUGAGAGUAAUUGAAUUGGAUAUAUGGCCAAAUUCCAAGAAAGAUGAUGUGGAUGUUCUUCAUGGAGGGACACUUACUGCUCCGGUGCAACUUAAAUUAUGUCUGGAGUCUAUCAAGGAGCAUGCUUUUUUUGCAUCUGAGUAUCCAGUUGUUAUCACCCUAGAAGACCACCUUACUCCAGAUCUACAGGCUAAAGUCGCUGGGAUGGUGACUCAAACAUUUGGAGAUAUCCUGUUUACUCCUGGCGCAGAAACCUUAAAGGAGUUCCCCUCUCCUGAAUAUCUGAAGAGACGGAUUAUCAUUUCAACCAAGCCACCAAAAGAAUACCUCGAGGCCAAAGAAGCUAAGGAAAAAGAGGAUGUUCCUCAAAAGGGUAACGGUGCAGCUGAUGAAGAAGCAUGGGGCAAAGAAGUUCCAAACCUUAAAGGUGUGGACCGUGUGACUAGUACUGUUGACAAGGAUGAUUCAGAUGGAUGUAACAACAAUGAUGAAGAUGAUAAGUCCCAGCAUUAUGCAGCACCAGAGUAUAAGCAUUUAAUUGCUAUUCAUGCUGGGAAGCCCAAAGGUGGACUAAAGGAAUGUUUGAAGGUGGAUCCUGAUAAAGUGAGACGUCUUAGCUUAAGUGAGCAACAGCUUGAAAAGGCUGUAGAAACUUAUGGAAAAGAUAUUGUCAGGUUUACUCAGCGAAAUAUUCUCAGGGUGUAUCCAAAGGGCAUUCGCGUUGACUCAUCAAAUUACAACCCACUUAUUGGUUGGUCACAUGGGGCUCAGAUGGUUGCAUUUAAUAUGCAGGGAUAUGGUAGGUCUCUCUGGUUGAUGCAUGGAAUGUUCAGAGCCAAUGGUGGGUGUGGCUAUGUUAAGAAACCAGAUUUUCUGUUGAAGGCUGGUCCUCAUAAUGAGGUCUUUGAUCCAAAUGUUAAUUUACCUGUGAAAAGAACUUUGAAGGUGAUCGUUUAUAUGGGCGAAGGAUGGUAUUACGAUUUUCAUCACACUCACUUUGAUGCAUAUUCCCCUCCAGAUUUUUAUGCAAGAGUAGGGAUUGCUGGAGUUCCAGCCGAUACUGUAAUGAAGAAAACAAAGACCCUAGAGGACAACUGGAUACCUGCUUGGAAUGAGGAGUUCGAGUUCCCCCUAACUGUUCCAGAACUCGCGUUGCUUCGGAUUGAAGUUCAUGAGUAUGACAUGUCCGAAAAGGAUGACUUCGGAGGCCAAACAUGCUUACCUGUUUCAGAGCUACGAAGGGGGAUUCGUGCAGUUCCACUCCAUAACCGCAAGGGAGAGAAGUACAACUCCGUGAAGCUCCUUAUGCGUUUCGAGUUCAGUUGAUGUUAUUAUUAGUUCUUUACCGGAAGAUCUGGGAGAGAUGUACAAAGUUGUGAAGCUACUAUGAAUUUGAUUGUCUAUGUUGUUCUGAGCUUGUUUGUCGUUCAUGUAUACAUAAAUGGCACUGCUCUAAAUAUUAUGUAUUGCUGCUAUAUGUUUGAGCUGCCAACGUUUUGUGCUGUAAUAAUUAAUACUGUAUAAAAUGUGACGAGAUUCUUGGCUCCAU